GGCCCUUAGUAGAAUUUCAUAUUGUUCUUCUUCUUAUAUUAAUACAAGAAAUACAGUUGAUAGUGCUAAUAACGGGAAGCCAGUGACAAGAUCGCAUACUCGAGGAUCGAAUCCUAACAUGAUGCAGGACCUUGUUCACAGUGAAUUCAACGCACGUUUAUCGCAGGAAUUUCCUCGGAACAAUUGGCUCGAACAGAAAAUUCAGUUAAUGUCAGGUGUUGAACUGAAAAAUGUAGAAUUGGGCUCAAAGAACGAGAAUAAACCAUCCAAAGUUAAAGAUAAAAUUGAUAAGCUGAAACCGGACGAUAAACUCAAAACUGAGUCACAUUCAGGCAAUCAGAAUGAAAACGCUCAAAGUAAGGCAGAUGAAGGGUUGGAUAAGUCGACCAAGUGUCUACAAAAGGAGGACAAAAAAGUACCGAGUAAAGAAUAUUCAAAGCCUGAAAACAAGAGUAAGGUUGACCAAAGUCAAAAUGAGGCUGACCCUGCUGAUGUGAAAUCUCAGAAUGAGGCUGAAACUCAGAGUGAGGCUAAAGAAGCAGAAGAUGGUGGUGACCUUGACAUUGAAAAAGAGGUACAAAGGGCUAUGGCUGAGAUGGAUGAUGAGAUGCCGAGUGGGGCAAAAACCCCUUCGACAGAAUCUAUGAGAGAUUCCAGUGCAUCCCCAAACGGUAUAAAGCAGUCUUUUAAACAGUACAAUGGGGACAAUCUUAAAACUGAGCGAUCUCAAAUGAAUGCUCAAGCUGUAACAUACAGACCUAACUCAAAUACAACAAUAGAUGAUAGGGACAUGUCCAAGACUGCUGAAUCCCAAAAAUGUUUUAUGAAUAACAAAAUUCCUGGACAUUGCUCAAAGCUUUAUAAAGCUAAAACUGUGGAGUUAGCUACAUCUGAAUCCAUGGAGAAUAUUCAAACUGUGGAGUGUGUACCUAGUGAUGAUUCUCAAGAUAAGCCAAUGAGUAAUGACAUUAAUGAGGCUCGUCAGACUGUAGUGCCUUGUAAAACUGUCAACGCUUGCCAGAAUGAAGAUGCUUGCCAUGUUGCGGAGAAUGAUGAAGUUGAGACACAAACCAGUCAAAAUUCAAUUGCUACAGAUGAUAAGCCUGUAGAUAAAGCAGUGAGCAGUAUCAAUUUGGAUAAUGUCGAUUCAAGACUUACGAAAACGAGUCCUUGUGCUAAUCCUGCACACUCCUUACCUCAGCCAUGUGAACUGGGACAAGGGCAAAAUCAACCUAUUCAAGAUUCCCAACUGCAAGGAGACGUAAACCUUGAUUCCAAAAUGGAGAAAAUGUCUUGCCAACCAGAGACGCCACAAAUCAGCCAAGUGGAGUCGAAUACUUGCCAAGUGGAGCCAAUUCAUUGCCAAGUGGAUAAGUCAGUAUACAAUAAUGUUAAGUUAAGAGAUAGUAAUGACAUUAAAGGACAUGAACAGGAAAACCCUGUCAAUGCUCAUUGUAUUCAUAGAUCUGAAGAGCCAGUUGCGACAACUGAAAACAUGCAGGAAAACUCAUCUCACGGCAAUAUAGUGCAUAUAGAUGAUAAUAAACAUAUGGAGCCUGGAAGUCAUGGUAACACUAAUAAUGAUAAUGUUGAUGUAGCAAAAUCUAAAACUGCAACUGCGAGUCAUACAGAAGACAUAGUAGAUUUAGGCAAGAUUCCUCAAGGUUCUGUACAGUCAAGCCCUAGGCCUCAGAGCUCUAUACCUCCACGUCCAAUGUCUGCAGAAUCUAAUCCCUCUGGUCCUGUCCAUUUGGAACUAGCUAGCGUCACUGCAAGAUCCAGUCCAGGCCCGCUCAACCUCAGCGUCAAGUCAGUAAAAAAUGGUGGGGCAACCAGUACAGUCCGUCCUAAGCCUCUGCAGAAAGUCCAGCCACAAGUUCAACAGACAGGAAUUGGAGAGCAUCUCUCUCAAUAUACAAAUGAUACCCUACAUCACUUAAAGGCCCAAGAGAAAUGUUUCUCCCCAGGGGCCCCUAUAAAGCCUGUGAGGACCCACCCUGAUGGCACUCAACCUCCCCCUCCCAUCCCUCACCUCAUCCCCAUUCAAGAUAAUCUAGGUUCAGUGAAGGGUCAGAGUUUUCACAACAUUCACAAUCAAAGAGAAUAUUUGAAGCAACCUGAAAUUGAAAACAGUAUAGCUUUUCCUGCAGGGUCAUCUGUACAGUACCAGAUGCCGUUUCGACCACAGGCUCGGUUUAGUAGACUCCCUGGUGAUCCCAAGAACUGGUCUAAAGUUGCUCCCUCCCCUGAUUCAAUCAGGUCUCCUCCUCCACCAUAUCACCCCCUUAUGGGAAACCUUCCUGAUGUUCCACGACAAAAGGAUGAAUCGUGUAUCAAUCCUUUUGAGGUUCCACCAAGGCCAACCAUGACACCACAGACAUCAAGGCAUGAAUACAGUGCCUUUCAUACACCUACAGUGGCUGUACAAGAAAGACCUACCAGUGCAACACACCCUGCUGCUAAGUACCAUGUACCUAUGAAUCAAAAUCAACAGGUAUCACCUUCUCCAGAUCCCACAGUCCAACAUGGUGUUCCUAAUAGUCAACUGAGGCCCAUGAACAGGUUAGAAUUUCUUGAAUCUGAAUAUGAGAGACAUCAAAGAGAGAUUCAGAUCAUUCAGGAGUUGACGGCCAAGAAAGAGAAAGAAAAAGAAGAAUUGGUACAAAAGCAGACCCAGAUGAAAAUGUUGCUAGGCUCCAUUGAGGCAUUACGACGCCAGGCAUAUGACAUCACAAUGGACGUUCCACAUGAUCCUGUAGAUCCACAAAGCCAGAGGCAAACAAAUAAUGCAUCAAUAAGACCCUUUGUUGCUUCCAUGAAUGUUGGAAGUGACCCUAACAUUAGGCCUGGAAAUAGUAGGGAUAUAAACCAUAUGGGGCUACCCAAACCAUUACAGACUGUUGGAAGAAAACCUUUUAUUGGUGUGGAAAUGGAUCAGAAGAACCAGCCACAGACUAAGGCUGUUUUAAAUACAAAAAGAAUGCAUAGCCCAGAGUUUAAAUAUUCAAAUCAAAGUUCAGUUCACAACAACAAACAUUCUUCAUAUACAAAUCCCAGACCUUCCUCAUAUGGUAAUACAACUCCUUCAACAUACCUUAAUACAAGUCCACCAAUACGUAGAGCUUCGACAUCUCCAUUGUACAAAAGCACCAGUCCUGCUGUACAUAACAACUACACACCUUCCAUGAAGUCUGCCAAGGUGCCCCCGCCUGCACAUAAUAACACUCACCAAUCAAACACUUUGGUAAAUGUUGAUCAUAGGCCUCCACUUGCUCAUUCAACUCCGUAUAUGCUUUCAAAUAAUUCUAGUCAAAAAAAGGAAGAAUAUGGUAACACCAAAGUAUCAACCUGUGUUCAAGGACCCCUUCACAACACAAAACUGACAAGCCGUGAACACUCUGACAAUGAGUCAAUGAUUAAAAACACAGCUGAAACUAAUCUUCACGCAGAGGUAAACAAGUGUAUUGAAAAUGCAAUAAGAAAUUCUUUCCAAGAAGGGCCUAAACCAAAAAGCUCAGAACUGGUAGUUGCAAAAUCACCAGAUGUUCAUUCCAUCUCCACCCAUUCUAUUCAAAAGAUUCAUAACACUGUUGUCACAGAAACUCUAGGUCCUAAGAUUGCAACACAUCCGAAAAAGAAAUAUACUGCUGAUUACUUACAGGCAGAAAAAGCCAAAUUAGAUACCAUGGUAACCUCAAUGACAUCAUCACAGGUUAUUUUUAACACAUCAUUUGCUCAAUCCUCUAUCACAUCUGCCAGUAGUGCCUCGGAUAACAUUAGUAUGACACAAAACAAAGCAAAUGUCAGUCAUGACACAGUAGAUAAACAUAUAAAUGAGUCACCAGAUAAUGGUACAAGAUCACAUAAUGCAAAAAAUGACCAAAGUUACACAAUAGAAAGAAAAGAGAAUGGAGCAGAGGGAUCUGAAACAAGAGCAGAGAAAAGUGAGACAGUUGAUCUUGUGAAUUGUGAAAAUGUAGCUGUGGAUGAACAUACAAGUAGUCCUGUUAAAUUAACAUUGGAAAAGAUUAAUGAUUGUUCAACAGCUCCUUCAACCGGCAUAGGUUCAACUGUUUCUCCAACUAUGACAUCUGUAUGUAUCCUAUCUUCUGGAAAUAUGCCCAUAUCACAGAACAGUACCAUUGUAACUGUUUCAGCUUUUAAUGGUACACCCACAAGUGCGACUGUUGCAAACGUCCAACCUUCAAAACCAGAUAUAGUUGCACUUACCCCCGACCAAAACACAAGUGGACAAUCUGCCUAUGUGCUACCAGAUUUGGCAGGAACAACUAUAUCAAAUGUCUCAUUCCAAAAGGUGGGAAGAAAGACUCCUGAGCUGACUUCAGCAACUCCAAAUGUGUCUUUAGUGUCCACUUCAGUCUCAUCAAAUUCUGGGGCAGCUUAUUCAGUUGCUGUUGACAAAGUGAAUUCAGUGACAACUGACCCAACAAAGCCCAAUAGUGAACCUCAAUACAAUGUGCAACAUGUACCAAUACAUGAGAAUAAAAGGUCAGUGGACACCAAUAUAGAAAAUGUUGCUGAGCAGGUCCAUAAUAAAAAAAAGUUACCAGAUAUGAUUGAUUUAACAGUUGUUCCUAGUCCAAAGGUAAACAUUAAAGUGCCUUCAGAGAAAUGUGCACAAAGGAGAAAUUCUUCACAGAAUAUUACUUCUAUGGAGCAUCAACAAAUCCAGUUUAACCCAGCAAAUGAUAUGCAAAGACCUAGGCCAAGAUCUCAUGAUGAAAAUUUGGUAAUGCUUCCACGGUCUGAAAAGAACAUGAGAUCCAAUACUGAUCCAAACUUCAUGAUGACUAGCUCUGGUGAGGGUCUCAGAAUGAGAGCUCCAAUAGCUAAUAACAAGGGUCCGAGGUUUUUACAGUCACAAGUAAUAAACAUGUCCCCUCAGAGAAUGCCUGGUCCCCCUCGUGGACAGCCCCUUAUGCAGGGACACCCAUCAGCUGUACAGAUGUAUGCCAUGCCUCCGAGUCACCCUAAUCUAAAGAGGAAGUUUGUAGAUGUUAUUGAAAGCCAGAACUGUGUGAAUGAGAAAUAUUUUCCAAUGGAGUUAACUGAAGCAAAGCGAAGAAAGGCUGAGAUACUAGAGAAACAGAAAGUAGAGGCCCAGAAAAGGAAAGAGCUGCAGAAGCAACAGCAAAUGAUGGAACACCAAAAGCAACAUAUGAUGGAACAGCAUAAACAGCAGCAAAUGUUUGAGCAACAAGCGCAAAGGAUGAUAGAGCACCAUAAACAGCAAGUAAUUGAACAGAAAAAACAACAUUUGAUGGAACAACAGAAAAUGCAACAUAUGAAGCAUAUGCAAACUAUGGAGAAUGCUACAAAGGUAAAUAGACCACCCCAAGGCAUGAUUCAAAUGGUGCCAAUAUCACAAAAAUCCAGUCAGAUGAUACCCAGUCAACAUCACCGAUUCUACACCAAUGAGUUGAUUAGCCCACAGAGUAUGCCAAGUCCACAGCCAGUAAUACAUAUGUCGCAAGGGUCUAAAUCCCAAGCACAGCCAGGAACUCAUCCAUAUUUUAGUCAAGUACCUAGUCAACAUGGCCACAUGAGUCCUUUUGGUCCUACUAUUUCAACUGCUGAUGGUGUUAUCCAUUCAUCCCAAGAAGUGGCCAGUAAUGAUUCUCCAACUGUAAUGCAUGGUACAGGGCCACCUGGUAUGAUUCACGGUCCAGGGCCCCAUGGUGUAAUGCAUGGUUCCGGGCCACAGGGAAAUAUGCAUGCAUCAAGGCCACAUGGUUUUAUCCAUGGUCCAAGGCCACAGGGUCUUAUGCAUAGUCCUGGGGUACAGGGGGUUAUGCAUGGUCCUGGGCCACAGGGUGUCAUGCACAGUCCUGGCUCACAGACUGUUGUACAACAUUCCCCCACUGGUAUGCCACAGCAUGUCUCUCCUGGAAGAAUGAACCACAUGAAUCAAGGUCAAGGAUACUUACAGCAACAAAAUCUUGCAAGGUCUAGGGGACGACCAUAUCCUCAGCAUAUGCAAAAUGGAAGGGAUAAUGAUGACCUUAAUGGACAACCAACUCCUGAGAAGAUAAUGAGGGGUCCACAUCUCAUGGAAAUGCAGCAACAGCCUAGGACUAUGCUAUCUCCUAAAAAGCCUACCCAGGUGAAUCUAUCAUCUGGAUAUCAUCAUAAUAAUCCUAGAAAUAUGCUGUCCAGUGAGAUUAUACAUGAGCCUAUGAAUCAACAGGUGUUGGAUACAAGAAGGGAGCUUCAUCAGCAGAUGGUUCUAAGACAAAAUCAAGCUAGCUUCCCAAAUGAAGGCAAUAGAGAUAUUGCCAAGAGACAUUCAACAGAAGAUAUCCCCGAAGCCUUCAUCUUGCCGCAAGGCGGGAAUAAACAGCGCCAGCAAGAGACCUAUAGACAGAUGCUCCCCACACUGCCACAAAUGAACCAGCAUUGGCAGACUGCCCCUAUGCAAGGCUUCUCUCCAGGGAAACCCCAAGAACAUCAACAAAUGCUAUACAAACAACAGACUAGCCCUAGAGGUUAUCCUCAGCCCAAUCAAGGUCAUCCUGAAGGUCAUCACCAUAGAAGUCAUGACAAGCAAGAACCAGCUUACCUCCAGAGAAUGAUAAUUCCAGCAGAAAAAUUGUAUACUCCAAAAGAUGGAAAUCUCGUGUUGAUGAGCGAAUCAGACAUUGUGGCAGGGAGCAAGAUGUGUAGUAUAUGUGGACGUGAGGCAACCUUCCUCUGUAGCGGGUGCAAGAAAAUGUGGUACUGCAGCAUCAAAUGUCAAAUGGCUGCAUGGGAAAACACUGCUCAGAAUGCUGCUAACUGACAUAUAUUGUACGUAUGUUAUUAUGGAAACGCCUCAGAAUACUGCUAAAUGACAUGUGUUGUAUGUACAUUGUUAUGGAAAUGAAGGGUGAAAACAUUUUCAACCAGUUAUGGAAUUUAGGACUCAACCUUCCUUUUUGUUAGAAAAUUGGAAUGGAAAGGAAAAACUUGCUAUCGAAAGAAAACACAGAUGAGACGCUAAUGAUAUCUGCUUCAGAAUUACUGCUUCCUGAAAAUUAAGGUUACAUGUAAAUGUACAACUUAAAUUAGGAUUCUGACUCUGAGUUCAUUAGAUUGUGUAGUCUUUAAUAAUAUAAUUACAAAUUCUCAGUUAAAAGAUUUGCAAUGAACAAGAACCUUUCUGCCUUAUACAAACAUGUUCCUGAUGUGUGGGUUACAGAGAUUGACGUCAUUAGGAGUGGCAGAGAAUGAUAAUUUAUGUCUGUAAUGUUCAGCAUGUCUCUAUCUGAUGUACAGUAGACACUUGAUAUGCACAAUGAAACAAUGAUUUACUGUAUAUGGGAAGGCCAACUUUAUUGCAUACUUUAACUUUAUAUAUGUUUAUAUCAUAUAUGUACGAUGGGUGAUUCAAAAGAAAUUUUGUCCAUUACUUUUGAAUCACAUCUCAUAUGUCAAGAUACAGCCUCGGCCUUGCUGUCAUGUAUUAACAAUCUGCGUGU
This is a messenger RNA of Owenia fusiformis, 7478 nucleotides long. The record is from the annotation of a GenBank genome assembly. NCBI's taxonomy places the organism in Eukaryota, Metazoa, Annelida, Polychaeta, Sabellida, Oweniidae.